GUACUUGAUAUUUUUUUUUAUUUGUUUACGGUCACUGUAUUUAUGACUGAAGGUAGGAGGUGUCCAGGUAAAAUUAGAGCAUUAUUGCAAAUAAAUUUGAGCUGCAGGCGAGUUGUACUCUGUCUGUGUCUGUGUCUGUGUGUGUGUGUGUGUGUGUGUGUGUGUGUGUCUGUGUCUGUGUCUGUGUGUGUGUGUGUGUGUGUGUGUGUGUCUCUCGUGACAGAGAAGAGCCAUCAUUUCCUGGCUGCUGGUACAGAAGUGGGUGAGGAGACGUUAUCUUACAAAAGGAAGCCUUACAAGUGUGACCUGAUAGGCUGUCGAGCACCACAGGUUCCCGUGAGUAUUUCUUUCUCUUCUAUUGUUUUCUCAGGGAGGUAAAACCUCAACGAGAGGCGGAGCUGAGGUGAGCGCGACUACUCAUGAAACAAUGUGUUUUCUAACAAACUGACUCAACGUGUUGGGCAGAACUAGAGAAGAAGAAUCAGAAUAUCUCGUCUCCACGCGGAUCCGAUGUUUACCGGCUGAACUCAGGAGGAUAUUCUGCAUGUUUUUGCAGAAAACCUGCUCUAUGGACCGCUUGUGGAGGGCUCAUGAGCCUGGAUUUAAAUUAUGGGAACGUUUCCUCUUUUGACUUUAAAUGUGUUUUAGACGUUUUGGCACCGCGCUGGCAUUUGUUGCCGUCGUGGUGUUUCCACUGCUGCUGGAAUGUACCAUAUGCCACCUGAAGGAAGAUGGAAGUGGGAUCCAAGAUGAUCACGAUGAGGGGAAGUGUCCUGUGAAACUGACCUCAGUCCUGACCCCGGCCUCCAGGGACAUUUACUCUGAAUGUGUCACCGUCCGUGUCUGGAUGAAGGCUGAUGACUUCUGUAAAGCCCCGAAGAUUGAAAUUCUCUCAUCAGGACUGACGGAAGAAUUACAGAUAAUUAGUCCCAUCUUAAAGAAUAAGAAAAACAAAAUAAAGUGUCGCAAUGAGAGAAAGUAUGGAGGAACCUGCGUCAAGUGCACGGGUGUCACACAGCAACGCGGCGGAAGCAGUUCUGUAGCUCUGUGGGAGCUGGUACAUAAUUGUGUCGGGGCUGAAGCAAAGGCUGUUGUUUCUGCGGCCUUCAACACGACAUCAAGAAGCUGCAGUGUCAGUUACACAGUGCCAGAUCCUAUACCAGACUUUGAUCUGUCUGUGAACCAGUCGUCUAAAUCCAUCUCUGUCACUGUGGAGGCCGGAGACAAAGUUCACACCAGAUGGUGUUACCGGAAAUAUGGAAAGGCCUGCAUAGCAGAGGACUCCCCCCCAAUUACUAUUGAUCCGUCUCAGUCUCGAUUCGCUCUUCUUGACAUCCCUUACCUGCUGCCCUGUGUGUGUGUGGAGGUAUAUUACGCCCGCACAGAUUCCGGGCGAAAUGUAAAGUGCCCAUUUGAAAAUGAGAGCCUAUCAGAUGUCAGAGAUAUUUGGCUCUCCUCUGAAGUCACACUGCAUGAGUCUAGUUUGACGUGGAGCUCGUUGUGCUCUGCCAGUGACCUGAAGAUCUCUGCCUCCCUCUGCUGGAGGCAACACGAGCACCUCUGCACACCUGUACUCAACUCCACCCUGGAGGAGACGGACGAUGGACCAGACCUGGUAUAUAACACAUCUGCGGUGGACAAACACCCAAAGAUGUGUGUGCAGUUUUCUCUACAAGGCAGCCAUCAUAUCUCUUGCCCGUUCUAUGCCGAUAUGUCCUCGUGGGAGGUGAAUAUCGGACCGGGCAGGCAGAGUGUGUUUUUGUAUCUCACCUCUUCUGUUCCUGCAAAGUUCUCAGCUCAACUUUGUGUCCUCAAUCAGAGGGGAUGUACACCCGUGGGGCCGGUCCACUCAGUGGUGACGAUGGAAGGGAAUUCUGCUGAAACAACGAUGAAUGUGCCUCUUCACUUUCUUGCUGAGAAGCCGUGUGUGCAGGUGUGGCAGUCAGAUCCUGCUCGUCAUGGUCGAAGAGUUUUCUGUCCGGACUACACGCACAACAGAUGUGGCAUGUAUGCCGUGGCAGCGUUGGUGUUUGUGGUUAUUGUUGCAUUACUGGGAAUUGUGAUUCAGCGUCUCACCAAGAGUGGAGCUGCAGGUUGGCUCUCCAUCCAGGAGCCAGUGUUGUUGGUGUGCUCAUCAGAGCAGUCAGCCCACAUCUCUGCUGCGUGUUCAUUAGCCUCAAUCCUGCAGGGAGAGCUCAGUGCCAAAGUGCACAUGGCUUUGUGGGCCCAAAGCUCAAAAACGCAGGCUGGGACUGGGACUGGAGUAGCAGAUCUGGGUCCACUUCCCUGGCUGUAUGGGCAGUGGGAAGUGGUGCGUAAGGCACGAGGAAAAGUGCUGAUUAUUUGGAGUCCUGAAGCCACGAAGACCUAUGUGAAGUGGAGGGAGGACAGGGCAAACAUGGAUAAGAAUGAGAGAAAAAUGGAAGAUUACAGCAAAGCAGAGGUGAGGCGUGAGAAAAUAAGAGUAGAGGUGGAAGAUGAUUUGAAAUUAAAUGGAAGAAGACUGGGGAAAUGCAAAAAAGAGAAAGCUGCAGGAUGUGUGAAAUUAUGCGAUGAUAAAGACUGGAACAUCCAGAGAGAGCCCUCUGCGGCGAUAGCGCCGUUGUUUACGGCUGCUCUGGCCUGCCUAGAGGGGGUGCUGCAGGAGGGCAACAGUCAAGGAGUGGGCCUUGUCUACUUCCAGGGCCUUUGCCACAGAAGGGACAUCCCAAAGACCUUCAGAGGGGUCCCACGAUACUGCUUACCUCAGGAUUUCAGGGGUUUGAUACAGGAGCUGGGUGGAAUGAGAAGACAGACAGAAACUGGUAAAUUCAGGUGGCACUGCUGGCCCAGACUCCUGUCUAAAGUGCUGUCGAUAUGGCUGGCACAGAAGCUAACACACAGACUGCAGACACUGCUGCCGCAGACGCGAGGAAAGACAAUGCAAGGGCCGGGUGUCACGUCAUCUCUGAACACGCCGUCGGUUAAGACUCGGAGCAGGCUCAAGUUGCCGCUGGCAGCCAACUUGGCAAGACCAGGAGCUGCAACAGAGCAGGAGCCUCUCCGCGAGUCGCCAUGGCGAGCAGAGAAACUGUAAUCUCAAGUUUCACGUGUCUGACGGGGACAGACGUUUGUUCUGCUGGAAACACGAUACGUAUGCAUGAGACACGGGAGCUGGUGCUGCAACUGUGAGUGCCUCAGAGCCGAUCGCUCCCGAGCAACUUUUCAUUAUUGACACCAUCAUGUUAAAGAAAAUGCCGCCACCUCGUUUUGCAUGUUAAGAAUAGAUAAAUACUGUCCUGCAUUUAGCCCUUAAAGAGGCUCCUCAUGGUGCUUUUGUGACUGAAGCCGUAGUGAACACCUGCCUUCUCAUCUGUAUGUAAAUCUGCUAACCAAUAUGAAAAUCUGUUUGCAAAUUGUAGCUCACUUUUCAUGGGUGCAUUUAAUGUUUGACAACUAACAUCAGGGGUUAUGACUGCAGAAUACAGGAACAUGCAAAUUUGCUUUGGAUUUUAUAAAUGGGGACGUUGAGCCAAAGCUGUACCAAGAUUUCCAGUGGGAGAGAGGCGACAGGUGGAAAGAUUAAGCAACUGGCAUUUAGGUGCGCUCGACCAUUUGCCAGUUAAAUCAUGUGGUCAUGUACUACUACCACUGCCUUUUAGUAUAGAAGACCUGUUAUUACAUAUGUGCACACAUACUACCUCGUAAAAACAAAGUAUAAAUCCCUCAACAUUUCUUCUUUCUUUCAAGCGCUUCUUUAGCAAACAUUUGAUUGGCAUUAAAACAUGUUGUAUGGAAGAUAAUAAAAUGCUUUUUAAUAUAUUUUAAUAUACAGUAUAUACAAUUCAUUUAUAAUAAUGGAAAUGACAAAAAUGUGUUGACAAACAAUGGCCGAGACUAAACAGUGUUUAUGUUAACUAAAUCUGUUUUUUCAGCAUUCAGAGUCUCUGUUUUCUAAGCGUCACGUGUUUUCUUAAACCCAUAAAGAUGUUCCACUGGUUAUGAUCACAACAUUGAUACGACUCCAGACUUCUGAGCUGAGAGACCUGCUUGACAGGAUUACUGUCAUACACAGUAGAUUAAACCUUGGAACGUCACAUUACUGCCAAAACAGCAAGUUGAGUAAAGACUAAUCUCAUGGUAGAACAGUAACUUCCUCUGAUGUGAUUAAUGAAGCAACACAGACCUACGUUUUCUUGGGCUGACAAAACAAAAUAUACAUGAUGUAAAUAUGAGAUGUGAAUCACAAGUAGCAGAACAUUUUACAGCCUCAAUUUGAAUUCUAGGAUCCCC
This is a messenger RNA of Anarrhichthys ocellatus (wolf-eel), 4272 nucleotides long. RefSeq lists its product as uncharacterized. NCBI's taxonomy places the organism in Eukaryota, Metazoa, Chordata, Actinopteri, Perciformes, Anarhichadidae. The coding region runs from base 638 to 3076 and encodes 812 amino acids. Gene Ontology annotation, molecular function: interleukin-17 receptor activity. The transcript has 17 exons. The record is from RefSeq and is a predicted model, not a curated record.